UGGUGGUACCGUCAAGGCAGCACUAGUUAACAACAUGGCCGCUCCUCAGCCACCACAGGUCUGCCGGGGGAUUAUUAAGCAGGUUUUAUCUGGCGAUGCUGUCAUUGUUCGUGGGUAGCCCAAAAGGGGGCCUCCCCCGGAGAGACAAAUCAACUUUUCCAAUGUUGUUGCUCCACGUACAGCUCGACGAGCGACAUCAAAUGCUCCCGAGUCUACUGACGAUCCUUAUGGCUGGGAGAGCAGAGAAUUUUUGCGCAAGAAGGUGAUUGGCAAGAAAGUUCUUUUUACAGUUGAAACAAAGACUUCUACUGGAAGAGAAUAUGGUUCUAUUUACCUUGGCAAAGACAUUGCCACUGGAGAAAACUUGACUGAAGUAAUGGUUGCGGAAGGUCUUGUGGCAGUAAGACGAGAAAAUAUCAGAGAGAGUAAUCUGAUUGAUCUUGAAGAGACUGCCAGAAGCCAGGGCAAGGGAAAGUGGGCAAGUGAUGAUGCGAAGCAUGUUCGCAGUGUCAAAUGAACGUGUGAAAAUAUGCGCUCCUUCGUGGACAAGGCUAAGGGAAAACCCAUUGAAGCUGUAAUUGAGCAUGUCCGUGAUGGUUCUACAGUUCGUUGUUUCCUCCUCCCAGAUUUUCAUUAUAUUACUCUCAUGAUUUCUGGGAUUAGGUGCCCAAUGAAUAAACUAGAUUCUGAGGGCAAGCUUGACAAGUCCAGUAGUGAACCAUUUGCUGAUGAAGCCCGCUACUUCACAGAAUCUAGACUGCUACAAAGAGAUGUAGAGAUCAUUCUGGAAACUUUCAACAACAAUGACUUUGUUGGCUCCAUCAUCCAUCCGAAUGGAAACAUUGCUGAAGCAUUGUUACGCGACGGCUUUGCCAGAUGUGUUGAUUGGUCCAUGGCAACAGUAACAGGAGGACCAGAAAAAUUGAGGGCUGCAGAAAAACAAGCCAAAGAAAAGCAGCUUCGGCUGUGGGCAGAUUACAAGCCCUCGAGUCUAACAAUUGCUGACAAGGACAAGGAAUUCACUGGCAAAGUGGUAGAAGUUGUUAAUGGUGAUGCUUUAGUAGUAAAACGGCAAGAUGGCACAACUAAAAAAAUAUUCUUGUCCAGUGUAAGGCCUCCAAGACUUCCGGAUUCAGAUACUCCUAGACCACCAGGCAAGAAUUUCCGUCCCCUCUACGACAUUCCUUGGUUGUUUGAGGCACGAGAGUUCUUGCGUAAAAAGCUCAUUGGACAGAAGGUUCAUUGCACGGUUGAUUAUAUCCAGCCGGCUCAGAAUAACUUCCCUGAAAAAACCUGCUGCACUGUCAAAAUUGGAGAUGUAAAUGUGGGUGAAGCCAUGGUGAGCAAAGGCUAUGCUACAGUUUUCAGAUACAGACAAGACGAUGAUCAGCGUGCCAGUUAUGAUGAUUUGCUGUCUGCAGAAGCCAAAGCUAUUAAGUCGGCAAAGGGUCUGCACAACAAAAAGGAAACACCCAUUCACAGAGUUGCCGACAUCUCUAGUGAUGUUGGAAAAGCCAAGGGCUUCCUACCCUUCCUCCAACGUGCUGGUCGUACUGAAGCAGUGGUAGAGUUUGUGGCGUCAGGUUCACGUGUCCGUCUGUUUAUACCCAGGGAGACUUGUCUCAUCACAUUCCUACUGGCAGGCAUCAACUGUCCCAGAGCUACACGACCAGCUCCUGGAGGUGUUGGUGGCACUCUUCCUGGUGAAUCUUAUGGUGAAGAGGCUCUCGCAUUGACCAAGAAUCUUGUGUUGCAGCGAGAGGUUGAGAUUGAGGUUGACUCCAUGGACAAAGGUGGAAACUUCAUUGGCUGGCUUCAUGUAGAAAACAAGAACCUUUCUGUUCUUCUUGUUGAAGGCGGCCUCAGCUCAGUUCACUUCACAGCUGAAUCGUCUAAGUUUUAUCAUUUGCUCACUGCGGCACAAGACUCUGCGAAAGCGAAGAAACUUAAUAUUUGGGCAAACUAUGUUGAAGAAGAAAAAGAGGACAAGGCUGAGGAAACUGUAAGCGAGCGCAAAGUAGACUACAAGCCCAUGAUGAUUGCUGCAGUGACCCGGGAAGGUGUCUUGUAUGGUUAGUAUUGCUCUGAGGGACCCGCCCUAGAACAAAUGAUGGAUAACCUUCGAACAGAAUUUGAAAGUAAGCCACCACUUGGAGGAGCCUAUAGUCCCAAGCGAGGUGAUCUGUGUGCUGCUCAGUUCACAGAUGGUCUCCGGUAUCGUGCUAAGGUUGAAAAGGUUGCUGGAAGUAACGUAUCUGUACAUUAUAUUGACUAUGGCAAUAGAGAAGUUACUCAGUCUCUAAAAUGUGCAUCACUUCCUGGCAGUUUUUCAUCUGCACCUCCCUAUGCACAUGAACUACACUUAGCCCUAGUGAAGUUCAGCAAAGAUGAUGACUAUGUUGAAGAUGCAUUGCAAUUACUAAUGGGUGAAGUAAUGGAGCGAGAGGUUCUGGUCAACAGAGAAUACCGUAAUGGUGGUUUCGAUUAUGUGACCAUCCAGCGAGCAGACACUAAAGCUGACGUAGCUCGCACACUGCUCUCCCAAGGUUUGCUGUUGCUUGAUGAACGCAAAGACAAGAGAUUGCAGUCUCUGGUGAGUGAAUACCGCAGUGCCCAGGAAGAAGCAAAACGGAAACACUUGAGUAUAUGGCAGUAUGGUGAUGUUACUGACGAUGAUGCCCACGAGUUUGGUAUGGAACGGUAAAGAGCGCUGCAGUCUGCACAUUUUUUAAUGCAGACUUAAAUAUAAUAAAAAAAAAAAAAAGUGGUGACUGAAGUUUUAAGAUAACGUUACAUGAGGAAACUACUGUAAUACAAAACAUUGGUGAUAGUGGACACACUUAUAUACUUUGGUAUACAAAAAUUAUUUAGGCGAUAUGAACAAUGCACUUAAUUUUCACCAUUAAUGCUCCUAGAUGUGCGAAACUUGCCUCACAUAAAAUACUUGCCAAUAUUGCCUAUUGGUGAAGGUUGUCAUCAGUGUUCUCUGUUGCCAUGGUCACUUGUGUAUUUGUAGCAUACCUAGGAAAUUUUCACUGAAAGGCAAUUUGUGUACACUGUCUUCAGUUGAAUGCGACUGCCAGAGCCGUU
Cherax quadricarinatus is the source of this 3090-nucleotide messenger RNA. RefSeq names its product staphylococcal nuclease domain-containing protein 1-like. Gene Ontology annotation, molecular function: RNA binding; nuclease activity. Lineage: Eukaryota; Metazoa; Arthropoda; Malacostraca; Decapoda; Parastacidae. Gene Ontology annotation, cellular component: nucleus; cytosol. The record is from RefSeq and is a predicted model, not a curated record. Gene Ontology annotation, biological process: mRNA catabolic process.